Messenger RNA from Chondrus crispus (carragheen), 906 nucleotides. RefSeq lists its product as hypothetical. The record is from RefSeq and is a predicted model, not a curated record. Lineage: Eukaryota; Rhodophyta; Florideophyceae; Gigartinales; Gigartinaceae. Bases 1 to 906 code for a protein of 301 amino acids. The transcript has a single exon.
AUGGCUUUCGUAACCCCCACACCUCUUCCGCUGUACCGCACCACCCCAUCCUCGCGUAGCACGGAAACGCGCCGCCGCGUCACGUCUUCCUCCACUCCCAACCCUUCCUCUCGCCCCGUUCCCACCUCCAAACCUAGUCGCGCUCCGCGCCAGUCGCACAACAUCUCUCCCACCCCACGUCCGCGCACGCGCGCCCCUGUCAUCGACUCCCGCGUUGCCAGCGUCCUCGAGUCGCACCACUGGAUCGUUGUCAACAACCAAGGCCGCCGCAUGUUCGAGCGCGCCGCAGUCGCUCAAGCAGACAUGACUCGUCAGGUCGAGCGCCGCGCGCAGAGGGGGGCCCUCCACCGCUGGGUCCUCCGGGAGGUUCAAGAUCCCAUCGGCCUUGGUCCUGCCGCUCCCUUCUCGCCAAAGGACUCCCGCUACGUCGUUAUGGAGACUUUUAAGGCCACCGCAUCCGCGGAGGACCCCGGUAUCAUGCGGAGGUGGCUCUCAGCUGUGGAGAGAGUCGGUCCUUCCAUUCACGCCGUGGAUAUUCGUACGAGGAACUAUGAAAAUCUAUUUACUUCAAAGUUACAUGACGUCAAGUUUGACCCCAACGAGAACAUUGUCGUGGUCGAGUCGGUCAACGUCGACAUGGCGCGUCCGCACAACGCGGAGGAGGUCGUCGACAUUUUGAGGAGCACCGCAGAAGCUAGCGUGUCUGCGGGUACUUGCUUGGAGUUUUGCGUCCUGCAUAAGCCCGGGAAACAUGGCUUCUUCAAGACUAUCCAGGUCUAUAAGAAUGUUGACGCGUUGCGGCAACAUAUGGAUUCUGUGGACCAGGUGUACACCCGCCGCGUGCAGGGACGCAUUUCAGAUUCUCACCGUAGUCGGCACACCUUCCGGCCAGUCGUGUUUGCUUAA